AGCCUUCGCCGAGCCCCGCCCCGUUGCUACUAGCCGCCGCUGUCGGCGCCCACACUGUCACUACCUGCACUCCGUGAGGAAUCGAACAGAAAAGCCAUUUCAGAGAGAAGCAGGCAGAAGGGUCACCAGUAUGCGUUUGAGGGACGUACAAAGUUAAGUCAGCUAAAGCCUACGUAUCACGGCGUAAAAGUGAACCUCAGCAUCACCAGACAGGACUAUCCAAUUACGGAUCAACACUGUUCCGGUAAAGCAGGACUGGACGUGAUUGACGGUACGUACAACUGAGGCCCAGGAGGGCUCAGUCUGCCGGUCUGGAGGGAGGACAUUUGGAUUCAGCCAAAGACUGCAUGCAUGAUUUAUGUGUGUUCAUGACAUCGGAACAUUGUUUGCACAGACAGUUCUACCCUUUGAUGAAAUGGGUGCAACAUAGAAGCGAGAAACUGAAGCUGGUAUCGGUCCUAUCGACGCUAAAAUCGACCUUCAAACACGAGACGUAGUAUCUGUAGUAUCGAUAUUUUGACAUCGAUCCACCCCUAAUUUGCCUGUUAAGACAGAGAACGAUGUGAGCGUUGAAGACGAGCUAAUUAAUUUGUGUUACAGGAUCAUCAUGACAUUAUAUUUUAUGUGUCAGAUUGAAAUGGUGACAUCGAAGGAGAGUUUGGCCGAUAUUAUAUUAAAAAUCCUCUUUUCUUCAAAAAUCCCCAAACUCAAGAAUGUAAGAAGGUUGGUCCAUGCUUUUAUAUCAUCCAGUAUGCUACCCAAAUGUUCUUUAAAUUUGGCUAGACUCCAGCAUCUGCUUAUUCACGUGAAACCAAAUAAACUUUGCUUUAUGAUCGACAGUAUGCAGUGAUUUGUUGACUUGCAAAAUACGGUCCAAACCGGAAGUAGCUGUCCAAAAUGGCGGCCCUUACGUGUCGUCAACCGUUUACUUCACAUCGUGAAGUAACACUGGCCGCCACUAAGGUUCCUCUGGGUCAUUUCACUCGGGAACCUUCCUAAGCUAAAAAAGCAAUUGGUGCCAGGAUUUGCUGAGGAAAUGGAAAACCAACAGUUUCCCCUCAUCUCAGGGGGAAACUCGAUUUUUGAAAUAGGUCCUUUAAAGUCAAGCACUGACAACAACGCUGCCAAGACAACCACAGGGUUUUCUAUCAGCAUCGAAGAACUGCACGUUCCAAGUGAUGUGGUUCGCUCACACUUCUUUCUAAUAAGCCGCGAAGGCAUCGCAGUUAAAUGACAACGAUGAUUAUCAAAGAGGGUGAAAGGGGGAUGAGAGAUGUCACCCCUUGUGUCUUCGCCUCCACGAUCAGUUAUGUUGAUUGACCGAAUCUUUCUUUUACUUUUGUUUCCAAGCAGAAUGUUUGGAUGAGAUGAGAGAAGUGGAAUUAAUGUUUGAAAUGAGUGAACAACGACUCGAAUUCAAAAAUGUGUCAUUGAGCGGUUGCAUACUGGAAAUACUGUAUUGCUGGCUUAUAUGGGUGAUAUAUAUACGAUGGUGUGCAGUAACUAUCUAUAGCAGAAAUAAAUAAAUACGUUAUUAAUUUACUGGAGACAUCAAAAACCGAGUUUUUAAAAAUAAAUGUUAGUGGUUCCUGAAAUUUACCGUUGCAUUAUAAUUCUACAAUCAUUUAAAUUAAAAGUCACUGAGUCAUUGUACCUAUUAAUGGAAAGUAUAUGUUAAAUCCAAACGGCGCUGUGUGAUGCUUGAUGUUGGUAGUCCUGUCUGUAGGCGGGAUCAUAGCCUACAUCCAUGGCCCAGAAGGAUUUGUAUCUUUGGUGUCUUGCCUUCUUUUGUCCUCCCACCGUUUCCGUCAGUGCUGGAUGCUUGGGAGCUAGCUAAGUUAGCUCUACCUCGUAAAGUGAAGUGGUCCAUGUAGUGAUUAGAGUGCGAACCAUCUGGGGAAUAUUACCCAACCGUGUGUGUGUGUCUGUGUGUGUGUUUGUUGGCCCACCUAACCGCAUACAUUUGUAAAGUGGUAGCGAAACACAGCUCUCAACUCAGAGGAAUCAUUUCAGCAUAGUGGCACAGGAACCAUGGAGGGGGGACGCUAUAGCUAACGGUGGCUAACGAUACUCCCGUUUUCACUCUGUUUCCAAUCCAGCUACCUUGCGCUCUGUCAUGAAAGACUGAACAGUUGAGAACCAUUCUGACGGUUCCACUGCUUGCCCAAACCUCAGAGGCCAAGGUUAAGUGGCCAUAUCCACGGACAGUCUAAUUUUACACCACUUUAAAUGGGAUGCAAGAUCGACUGUAGAGGAUAUCUUAUUUGUCUCCAGGAAAAUACUUUGGGCCGUUUGUUGCCGGAACUGGUGCAUCAAUGAGCGAGGAACCACUUAAGAGCCCUCUCCCUGGCAAAGAGCCUGCGGAGGAAGAUGUGGGACAAAGCACAGAGACGCUCAGCUGCAAAGAAGAAAACACCUCCGAGGAAGCACCAAAACAGGAGCCCUUGGCCCCCUCAGACAGCCUUGAUACGACAGCAAACCACAGCUCAGAUCCGGUAGAGGAAACCCUAGUGGAGGACCAGGACCAGGAGGAGGAGAAGGCCUUUGGUAUUGACCCUGCUGUUGACUGGUUUGAGCCCCUUGAGGAUGAUGAUGAUGAUGCCAAUAGCAUUGGAAGGAAUGAUGCGGAGGAAGAAAGUCUGGCAGGAGAAAGUGAACUUAAUGAGAGUGUGGCGGGCAGCGAGAAGGCCUUCAAAAAGAUAUAUCAGCUUCAUAUUCCCCGCCGUAAGCGAUCACAUCCUGACGAGGGAUGGGAGGACUGGCCAGUACUUGGAGAGGGCUGGAAACGCAAAGAAGUUGUUCGGCGCUCAGGGUGCAGUAUUGGCCAAAAGGAUGUGUAUUACCUUAGUCCACAAGGUGAUCGAGUGAGAAGCAGAGUAGAACUGGCUUCAUUGCUGGAGGGACUUCUUGACCUGUCAGCCUUUGAAUACAAGACAGGAAAGUUCUACGAUGGCGAAGCACCACCCACAAGAAUUCGAAACCGAGCGAAGAGAAGGAUCCGGGAGCGUUCUUCCUCAGAGUCCAGCUUCAUGGAGAGAGGAGAGGGGGCUGACACUCCUGACUCUCACCACAGGCUCACGCCCAGCCUGGGGCCCAAAAACAUCCACUCCAACCAGUCAAGCUUCUCCUCGCACAGUACAGUGGGAACUCCAAACCAAGUCUGUUACAAUGAGGAGCCACUAGUGGAAGAUAAAAUUAAACUUCCCUUUCCCUCAUCAUCCAAACUGCUCCCGCUCCCCUCCAUAAAUGGAGAAAUUGGGUCAGAGGACAGUACUCUGAUCUGUGCCAGAUGUGGUAUUUCCUUCACAGGCACAUGGUAUGACAAACAAAGGAAGAGGCCCUGCUGUCCCUCCUGUUGGGCAGCCUCAAAGACAAAGGAGCAUCCGAUGAUUCGUUUCAGAAAGUGGAUUCCUUGUGGGCAGUGUGUGGGAUGCCACAACACAGUGAAUUGCGGGCAGUGUGCCAACUGCAAGCAUGGACUGCAGAGCCCCGAGUCCCGGAAACGCAUAUGCAGGAAACGCAAAUGUAUAUGUCCUAUUCGCAAGGGCCCUGGAAGUGGAGGUUUCCUGCAGCAGAGACCUUAUAAUGAAAUUCCUGAAAUCUUUGAUGACACGUGCAUGAGUUUUCAGAGUGAAGUUGCAGACUCACAGCUCCAGAGUCUCAAAAGCAGUGACACAGAGAACUUUUCGGUCAACGUGGACGUUGAUGAUGAGGAUGAUAUGUCAACUGACGACGAUGAUGAUUGGCAUAAGAAGCGGAAGCGACGCUCCUGUGGAGAAUGCAAAGCCUGUCUCUGCAGGAAAGACUGCGGCACAUGUGAUUUCUGUAUAGACAAACCCAAGUUUGGCGGCAGCAACAAAAAGAGGCAGAAGUGUCGUCUACGGCAAUGUCAGAGACAGGCAAUGAGACACCUACUGCCCUUCCAGAUGGGACAAGGAGACUAUGGGCCAGAUGGCACGGUGCUGCCGGGCAGGCCCAGACCUCACUACACGUACAGCCGCAAGUCAAAUUUUAAAAAAAACAAAGGACCACAAGUAAGCUUGGACUUCACCGACAAUGAAGAUGAUGACAGUAACUUACACGCAAUGAGUUGGAGCUUGGAGCCUGCCAGCGGUAGCAGAUACAAUGAACUGAACGCGAGAAACCAUCACUCAUUUAUGCAGCAGCUGAAUUAUUCAAAUUUCGCACAGCGGAAUGGACUGCCUGACAGAGUCCCUUACAUCAGCAACCAUAACAACUAUCAACUAGACCUGCUAAGCAGAUGGGAUCCAGAGAGAUCGCACGUAGGCAGAGAUGGCCAAAGGUAUGUUGAAGAUGAUAAUGAAGAAGAGGAAGAAGAGUUGCCCAUGAUCACACAGAUCUUCAGUUUGGCUGAUAACCCAGCAGGAAGUGGAGCCGACGUAGAAAACCAGCUAAUGAAACUGCUGCAUUCUUUGCGCUCCUCUGUACUGCCAAUCCUAUGGUAUGCCAUUAUGGUGGAGGGCCCACAGCUACAGCUUAUCCAGUGUUCGAAACAAUCCAGCAUGACCGACACCAUGGUGCUGAUCGACCCAGGCUUCUGCUAUCAGGUCACCGUCCAAAAGCAGCCGCUGCUCCCAACCCACCCACUUUACGACAACUACCCAGCACGCUUAACCUCGGUAACUGAGGUGGUCAAUCUGCUUUUGGGCUUGGAGAAAUAUGUUGUGUGCCAGGGACUGCCCCCCAAAGAGCCAAUUCCUAAUAAAGACCCAAUCAUACUGGAGCGGGCAUCAACAUGUGAUUUGUUGGUCAAGAGGAAUGUGAGCAUCUGUACAAACUGCAGAGCACUGCAAGGACUUUAACUUCAGCACAAACAGGAGAAAAUCUCUGACCACAGCGGAGACCACUGAUUCUCUGGUACAACCGUGUGCCAUUUAAUUUCUUUUUGUUCUGGUGUAGAUUUUUUUUUUUUUUUUUACAUUCAGGUUUUUAGUUUUACGUGGGAAUAUAUAUAUGACAUUCUACAGAUUUACCUCUGGAGUGUAUUGGCAUAAUUUGAUUAUUUUUGAAGAAUCACCAAAGGUAUUCCAGGAGCUGUGACGUUAUAAACCAGACCUGUUUCUUGUCAGAUGUCUUUCGUUGUUGGUUGCUGUAGGGCUUUUUUUUUUCAUGACUGUUAUGUCAGAGUUCGGGCAGUGUGAUGGAUAGAGCUGAAAUCCAUGUGUGAGCCACACUGUCAAUUGAAAAAUAAAUAUUCCUCACCCCCUUCACUGUUAAUAAACUUCUGGGUGAUUUUGUUU
Molecule: messenger RNA, 5261 nt
Organism: Xiphias gladius (swordfish)
Lineage: Eukaryota; Metazoa; Chordata; Actinopteri; Istiophoriformes; Xiphiidae
Gene: mbd1b
Product: methyl-CpG binding domain protein 1b
Exons: 18
Coding region: 2316-4823 (835 amino acids)
Molecular function (GO): DNA binding; zinc ion binding
Source: RefSeq, a predicted model, not a curated record